Molecule: messenger RNA, 1318 nt
Organism: Paramisgurnus dabryanus
Lineage: Eukaryota; Metazoa; Chordata; Actinopteri; Cypriniformes; Cobitidae
Gene: elovl6l
Product: ELOVL family member 6, elongation of long chain fatty acids like
Biological process (GO): very long-chain fatty acid biosynthetic process; sphingolipid biosynthetic process; fatty acid elongation, polyunsaturated fatty acid
Cellular component (GO): endoplasmic reticulum membrane; endoplasmic reticulum
Molecular function (GO): fatty acid elongase activity
Source: RefSeq, a predicted model, not a curated record
GUGUGCACAGGUGUGGGUUUAAGGCUGCCUUGCUGUGUAGUCACUGAUCAGCGACGACAGAAAUCAAACAUUGUCUUAGCGUUUUAAUCACAGGUAAAUUCAAAAUUUGUUCAGUUUGUUCAUAAUGAACGGGACUGAAUUUCAGCUUCCUCUGACUGAAUAUGAUUUCGAGCGGCACUUCGAUGAGAGGGUUGCUAUUGAGUGGAUGCAAGAGAAUUGGAAAAAGUCUUUCUUGUUUGGUGGAGUGUAUGUUGUAGUUGUGUUUGGAGGGCAGAACUUCAUGAAGGGAAGGGCGAGACUUGAUCUGCGUAGACUGUUGCUGUUGUGGUCUCUCAGUCUGGCCAUCUUCAGCAUCAUUGGAGCUGUGAGAACGGGAUGCUAUAUGUUGUACGUCCUCAGCACCAGCGGAUUUAAGCAGUCCGUUUGUGAUCAGAGCUUCUACAACGGUCCGAUAAGCAAGUUUUGGGCUUGUGCCUUUGUGCUGAGCAAAGCCCCAGAACUAGGGGACACCAUAUUCAUCGUCCUGCGCAAACAGCGGCUCAUCUUCCUCCACUGGUAUCAUCACAUCACUGUCCUGGUUUACUCCUGGUACUCCUACAAAGACCAAGUGGCCGGUGGGGGCUGGUUCAUGACCAUGAAUUACACCGUGCACGCCCUGAUGUACAGCUACUACGCUGCCCGAGCUGCAGGACUCCGUGUGCCAAAACCCUGCGCAAUCAUCAUCACUUCGUCACAGAUUGCCCAGAUGGCUAUGGGGUUGGCAGUAAGCGUGCUGGUGUACCGGUGGAUGCAGGACGGGGAUUGCCCCUCUUAUGUAGAUAACAUCGUGUGGGCUUCACUCAUGUAUCUCAGCUAUCUGCUCCUCUUCUCCUCUUUCUUUUAUCAAGCUUACGUGAAGGGUUCCAAACCCACGGGCAUCAAAACUGACUAAGACCGAUUGGAGAAUUAUAAUAUUAUUUUACUGAUGAUCUUUACCCUUGUUAGUAUUUCGUUGCUGUUUGUUUUAAAUAACCGCUGUUGUAGUCUGCGAUCACAUGCUAUUUUAGUAUAAGCUGCAGUAUGGCCGAGAGGAGCUGACAAACGUUUUGGGGGUUUAUUUAUAAUCCUUAAAGUUUUGCAUGACUGCUCCUUUCUAACAAGUUAACAUGUUUGUUGACGUUUUAGCAGAUUGGAACGUAUAGAAUGCGUCUCGGCGAUGUUAAUGUUUGUGCCAAGAUUCGUGUGUACGUGCCGUUGCAUGUGUGCGCUUGUGGUUUGAGAACAAGUAAUUUUGCAAAGAUUACACUUUCUACUUCACGUCUUUCACUGGGUCAUGGUA